AUGUCAAAGCUACCAAGAAUGGAGCCUCUAAACUUAAGCGAAGCUGAAAGCGACCCACAGCUCAAGCGAACAUUCCGUGGUCACCGUGGGACAGUCACAGCUGUCGACAUAAGCCCUAAUUUAAAGCAAGCUUUAUCCGGAUCUGAAGACGCUACACUUCAAGUUUGGCACUUUAAGCCUGAAACAAGGCCAUAUCGCUUUAUAGGUCACAAAAGUGCUAUAACAGACGCCGCAUUUUCUCCAAGCGGCGAUUUAAUAGCUUCAUCUUCUAAAGAUGAGACCGUCCGCCUGUGGCAAAACAGCAUUGAAGGGCGCUCAGUAACUCUUCGCGCUCAUUCAGCAGCUGUCCGAAGCGUCUGUUUUUCCUGUGAUGGUGCUUUAUUAUUAACAGCCUCUGACGACAAGACUAUCAAAAUCUGGACCGUUUCUGAUAGAAAAUUCCAAUACUCAUUACUCGGCCAUGCAAAUUGGGUAAGAGAUGCAAAAUUCAGCCCAGAUGCUCGAAUGGUAGUAUCAGGUAGUGAUGAUAAAACAGUUAGACUAUGGGAUUUGGGGUCUAAAGCCAAUAUUCAUUCUUUUUCAGACCAUUCUGCAGUCAUUCAUGCUGUAAGGUUUCACCCAGAUGGGACAUGUGUAGCUGCAGGAAGUGCGGAUAAAAAAAUCAAGAUCUGGGAUGUUAGGUCACAAAGGAUUUUGCAGCUCUACAUUAUUUAAAAGUCUUAAAAAGAAUUAUCUGAAUUGCUUUUCUUUUAAAUGGCCUAUAAUUUUUUUUUUUGAAAAAUUAAAAUUUAUUUUUAGUCAAAAAUUUAUAGUCAAAAUUUUGCAGCAUUAUGAUGCUCAUGCAGAUGCAGUUACGUCUAUUUCAUUCCAUCCUUCUGGAAUGUACUUACUUAGUUCUUCUAAAGAUGCAACCUUAAAAAUCUGGGACUUAAGGCAAGGACAAGUAUUAUAUACACUAUACGGCCAUGAAAGAGCUGCAACUGCUGUCAAUUUUUCUAAUAAUGGAGAAUAUUUUGCAUCUGGAGGAGGAGACAGUAUGGUAAUGGUCUGGAGGGCAAAUCUUGAAAAUCAGCUACAAGGAAGAGGAGAAAGGCCUUCAGCAAUGGACAGAAGUGGAGACCUUCAGGUUGAAGUAAGAAAUUCUAUAAACAAAACACCUUUAAUGCAAAAAAAUACAGAAAAUGAAAAUGAGCCAGAAAUUAAGCCACUUCAAUUAGGAAAUAAAAGCCAAAAUCUGCAGGAAACUGGAAGGUCAAAUGAAUCUAAACGAGCAAGCAGAAUUCCAGAGGAGCUUACGUCUGUGCUUGACAGGAUUAAUACAAGAUUAGAUGUGCUGACAAGGACAAUAGUACUGCUAGAACAAAGGGUGUCGAAAUUUGAAAACCAUGUGGAGUAUCUUGAUAUGGUGACAGCUGGAAAUGAGGAGCAGCUACAGGAGUUUCAGCCGACAGCACCACUUGAGCAUUUUCAAUAA
Blepharisma stoltei is the source of this 1474-nucleotide messenger RNA. NCBI's taxonomy places the organism in Eukaryota, Ciliophora, Heterotrichea, Heterotrichida, Blepharismidae. The record is from the annotation of a GenBank genome assembly.